AAAAGAGGAAAGAAAAGAAGACACAAAAAUGGAGUUUUGGAAGCUUUUCUUUGUUGCAUUAAUGCCAGUUUUGAAAGUGUUGCUAAUUACUGCAUUGGGAACAAUUCUUGCAAUUGAUCGCUUUAACAUACUCGGAAAAACUGCCAGGAAAAGUCUCAACAAUAUGGUAUAUUUUGUCUUUGCUCCAGCUCUACUUUGUACCAGUUUAGCUGAAACAAUAACUCUAAGAAGUGUGGUUAGACUGUGGUUUAUGCCUCUCAACAUUCUUCUCACAUUUAUUAUUGGAACAGUUCUUGGAUUGUUACUUGUUAAACUAACUAGAGUUCCUAAUCAUCUCCAUGGCCUUGUUUUAGGAUGUUGUUCAGCAGGAAAUCUGGGAAAUUUGCCAAUAAUUAUAGUUCCUGCAGUGUGUAAACAAAGUGGGAAUCCUUUUGGAGAUGUGAAUGUUU
This is a messenger RNA of Vigna radiata var. radiata (mung bean), 449 nucleotides long. RefSeq names its product protein PIN-LIKES 1. The annotation marks the transcript as partial. Gene Ontology annotation, biological process: endoplasmic reticulum to cytosol auxin transport. Gene Ontology annotation, cellular component: membrane. NCBI's taxonomy places the organism in Eukaryota, Viridiplantae, Streptophyta, Magnoliopsida, Fabales, Fabaceae. The transcript has 4 exons. The record is from RefSeq and is a predicted model, not a curated record.